Messenger RNA from Salpingoeca rosetta, 1044 nucleotides. RefSeq lists its product as uncharacterized. The record is from RefSeq and is a predicted model, not a curated record. Gene Ontology annotation, molecular function: ATP-dependent DNA damage sensor activity; ATP binding; four-way junction DNA binding. Gene Ontology annotation, cellular component: replication fork; Rad51B-Rad51C-Rad51D-XRCC2 complex; centrosome. The transcript is spliced from 11 exons. Gene Ontology annotation, biological process: telomere maintenance; DNA strand invasion; reciprocal meiotic recombination. Lineage: Eukaryota; Choanoflagellata; Craspedida; Salpingoecidae. The coding region runs from base 1 to 1044 and encodes 347 amino acids.
AUGCGAUUAGUGCCUGACUUGGUGCCAGCGCUCACAUCCAGUGUCCUGGACGCGCUGAAGCGAGCCAACCUCUUCACUGUGAAUCAGUUUCUGUUUUGCGGCGAUGCACAAGUUGUUGCAGACACAGAGCUCCCCAUCACCACGGUAGUGCUGUUGAGGGAGCAGCUGCUGCAGCUCGAUGCGUACAGAAUACAAGUGCGCAGCGCACGCUCGAGCCUCGCCCGUGAAGAGAAGCACAGCGUGUCCACCGGAGUUCACACGAUCGACGACCUUCUCGGUGGCCGCGGAUUGCCAGCCGGCAAAAUCACACAGCUCUUUGGGCGCAGCUCGACAGGAAAGACCCAGGUGUGUCUGACGGCCGCUGCUUCCGCCGCCUGUGAAGGACAUCAGGUCGUGAUAUUUGACAGCAACUCAUCGUAUGCUGCAGAGAGAUUACGCGACAUCAUUGAGCAUAAGGCGGAUGCGUCACACCAGGCGGUGGAUGUGAAGAGCGCGUGCGAGCGGAUCCGAGUUGUGGCCGUGCGCGACCCUUGGCAACUGAUCGACGGCCUGCACCACCUCCUCUCGAUGCUAUCACCACCCUCGUCAUCCUUGUCAUCGUCAUUGUCAUCCUCACAGCCGCCACUGUUACCGUCGCCUGCCGCUUUGCAUCACAGCGCAUCAUCGACUUCGACGCUGAUUGUCAUUGACAGCAUUGGCAAUACCUUCUCUCCAUACAUUAGCUCCACGGCCAACGGUCACGCCUUGCUGGCCAGUGUGGGCGACAUCCUUCGGCGCAUCAUGCAAACCACACAUGCGGCGUGUUUGGUCACAAACUACCUCGUACACAGCGGGGCUCACCCCGAUGGUAAACCCGCCCUUGGCAGCGCCUGGGAGCGCACUCCUUUCAUCAACAUCAAGGUGGCCCGGGCCGACCCCAGCAGCUUGUUAACAACCCUUGAAGUGCUGCCUGCUUGCCCUUCUCGUAUCGAGGCGCAGGUUGGCGUCGGCUUUUCGGCGCAGGUGGGGCUCGGGCCGACCGGGGUUGUGGACCUAUCGACGUGA